GGGUGGGGGGAAGACCAUGAAGUAGAGUUGGGAGCGAGAGAGCUUCACCCCCGGGGCGGUGGUUGUUUCUCUUUUCUUUCUUUCUUUCCUUUUUUUUUUUUUUUAAAUUUCCUGAGGGGUGGUUGCUGCUUUUGCUACAUGACUUGCCAGCGCCCGAGAUUGCGGUCCAACUGCGCUGCUGCCGGUGCGCUCAGUGCUACUGCCGCUGCCGCCGCAAGUGCCACCCGCGCCCCGCUCGGCACCCUUCCGUCGCUGCUGCUGCCGCCGCCGUCGGUCCGCUCCCGCGCCCCCGCCGCUGCCGACACCACCAUCACCGGUCCCGCGGGCGCAGCCACCGCCGCCGCUUCCCCCCCAGAAUAGUGGGUGAUGUUGGACAUGGGAGAUAGGAAAGAGGUGAAAAUGAUCCCAAAGUCCUCCUUCAGCAUUAACAGCCUGGUGCCUGAGGCAGUGCAGAGCGACAACCACCACGCGGGCCACGGCCACCACAACAGCCACCACCCUCCGCCCCACCACCACCACCACCACGGCCACCACCAUCACCAUCACCCGCCGCCUCCACCUCCUCCCCAGCAGCAACAACCUCCUCAGCAACAGCAACAGCAGCAGCACCCCCCGCCACCCCAACCCCCUCAGGCCCCCCAGGCGCGCAGCGCCCCAGCCGAUGACGAUGAGGAUAAGGGACCCCAGCAGCUUCUGCUUCCUCCACCCCCUCAGGGGGCCGCCUCAGCUGCUACCGCCUCGGCAGCCCUAGAUGGGGCCAAAGCUGAUGGGCUUGGGGGCAAGGGUGAGCCCGGCGGCGGAGGUGGCGGUGGGGCCGGAGACCUAGCCCCAGUUGGGCAGGAGGAGAAGGAGAAAGGGUCCGGGGGGGAGGAGAAGAAGGGGGCGGGUGAGGGCGGCAAGGACGGGGAGGGGGGCAAGGAAGGGGAGAAAAAGAACGGCAAGUACGAGAAGCCGCCCUUCAGUUAUAAUGCCCUCAUCAUGAUGGCCAUCCGCCAGAGCCCAGAGAAGCGCCUCACCCUCAACGGCAUUUACGAGUUCAUCAUGAAGAACUUUCCUUACUACCGGGAGAACAAACAGGGCUGGCAAAACUCCAUCCGCCACAACCUGUCCCUGAACAAGUGCUUCGUCAAGGUACCCCGCCACUAUGACGACCCGGGCAAAGGGAACUAUUGGAUGCUGGACCCUUCAAGCGACGACGUGUUCAUCGGGGGCACGACUGGCAAAUUGCGCCGGAGAUCUACUACAUCCCGAGCUAAGCUGGCCUUCAAACGCGGAGCUAGGCUCACCUCCACCGGACUGACCUUCAUGGAUCGGGCGGGCUCUUUGUACUGGCCUAUGUCUCCUUUCCUGUCCUUGCACCACCCCCGGGCUAGCAGCACUUUGAGUUACAAUGGAACCACGUCCGCUUACCCCAGCCACCCCAUGCCCUACAGCUCCGUGUUGACUCAGAACUCGCUGGGCAACAACCACUCCUUUUCCACUUCCAAUGGGUUAAGUGUUGAUAGACUCGUCAACGGGGAGAUCCCUUAUGCCACGCAUCACCUUACGGCCGCUGCCCUGGCAGCCUCUGUGCCCUGCGGGCUGUCUGUCCCCUGCUCCGGGACCUAUUCCCUAAACCCUUGCUCAGUCAAUCUGCUGGCGGGACAGACAAGUUACUUUUUCCCCCAUGUCCCUCACCCUUCAAUGACUUCUCAAAGCAGCACUUCAAUGACCGCCCGAGCCGCUUCCUCCUCCACGUCUCCGCAGGCGCCCUCCACCCUGCCCUGUGAGUCUUUAAGACCCUCUUUGCCAAGUUUUACAACGGGACUCUCUGGAGGACUUUCUGAUUAUUUCACACAUCAAAAUCAGGGGUCUUCUUCCAACCCUUUAAUACAUUAACAUCCCUGGGACCAGACUGUAAGUGAACAUUUUACACACAUUUGCAUUGUAAAUGAUAAUUAAAAAAUAAGUCCAGGUAUUUUUUAUUAAGUCCCCCAUUUUCUGUACGUUUGUUCAGUCUUUAGGGUUGUUUAUUAUUCUAACAAGGUGUGGAGUGUCAGCGAGGUGCAAUGUGGGGAGAAUACAUUGUAGACUAUGAAGUUUGGAAGUCAAAAUUAUAGUAGAAUGUGUAUCUAAAUAGUGACUGCUUUGCAAUUUUUAUUCAGACAUGACAAGUCUAUCACUACCACCAUAAUUUCCAUGUUUGCAGUAUUAUAAGUUAUCAUGGAUAUACAUGGUGGAUGGAGACCUUGGAAAAACACUAAAUUAUGGGAAAAGUGGAAAAAGAGAAGUUUAAACUGUAAUUUGUAUUUUAAAAUAAUUAAUAGUAAAGAUUCCCAAGAAACGACAUUUGGGCCAUUUAUUGUUUUGUCCUUUUCCUUAAGAAACUGGUUUUUUUUUUUUACUUUUAGACCAAAGAUUGGGUUUUAGAAAAUGCACUCGGUGAACUAAGUAUUUCAAAGAGAAGCAAAAACAAAACAAACAAAACAAAAAAACACGUUUCAGUUCGCAGCACUGCCCGUUGAAAUGAGUCAGAAGGGGACAAAAUUAAUGAUUGCCUUCAGUUUGUGUUGUGUAUAUUUUGAUGUAUGUGGUCACUAACAGGUCACUUUUAUUUUUCCUAAAUGUAGUGAAAUGUUAAUACCUAUUGUACUUAUAGGUAAACCUUGCAAAUAUGUAACCUGUGUUGCGCCAAUGCCGCAUAAAUUUGAGUGAUUGUUAAUGUCGUCUUAAAAUUUCUUGAUUGUGAUACUGUGGUCAUAUGCCCGUGUUUGUCACUUACAAAAAUGUUUACUAUGAACACACAGAAAUAAAAAAUAGGCUAAAUUCAUAUAUACCUUGAUAGUUUUGUCUCUUUUAUUAAAUAGAGCUAAUCUACAAAAGAUUAAAGUUAUAAAUAAAUCAAAAGGAUGGCUCUACAGGCCAGCCUUGGAUUUUAAUAGCUCCUUAGAUUUAAAUGGAAACUUUUUAUACAAAAAAAAAACAAAAAAAAAGAAAAAUAGUAUUUUCCUCUAAAUGGAAUUAAACAAAAAAAAAGGAGCAGCAGGUUAUUUGAUUAACUCUAGUUAUUUUUACUAUAGACUUUUUCAGCGGAUCUCUAAAUUUCUAUGUAUACACAAUUUAUUAAUUUAUCUAGUGAUAUGUGUGCAUAGAUAUUUACUCUGUUUAUUUUCCAUUCAAUUGACAGAAUGCUUACUUUUCUAUUCACCUUGUUUCAGGCUUCAAAAAUAUUUAUAGCCUCUGGCUGAUUAUAUGUAUAUGUAUAUGUAUAUGGCUAGAUAGCAAUGACUAUAAUACACACAUAUUAUAUAUAUAUGCAUAUGUAAGUAUAUGUGUAUAUAUAUAUGUAUGUAUGUAUGUAUACAGAGAGAUCCCUACAGUUCAGGGAGUAUUUGCGCUUUUGAUGCUGCAAACAUUUUGUUUAAUAAUAUUUGUAUUUAUAGUUUCUAAGUCAGCAUUUAUUUUUGUGGCUGUUUACCCACAAUGAGAGUUCUAAUAAAGAUGUGCUAAAGUUGAAAUACAGUUUUGCUGGAAGUGAUCGCCUAAUGUAAUGACUUUACAGAUCAAUGCUUAUAUUUUCUUUCCAAAUUCUCAGUUUUAAUCUCUAGUUGUUCAGGUGCAAAAAGAUGCCUCUCUUUUUUAUACCCUUGAAAUAAAUAUUUAUUAGUUGCCUCUCUACAAAUAUGUUAGCAAUUUUCAAAUGGAAGUUUGUCCUAUUUGCUUACACUGAGCCAUACUUCUGUUUUAAUUUGUGAUGGAACCAAAAACAAACAAAAAACCAAAAAAGUUUCUUGAUGAGUUUUUAGACAGUCUAAGUGUCACACCUGCUGAAAACAAUUAGAAAACUUGAGCAAGAGGUUUACUAUAACUAAUUGGAUCCCGUGGUGAUUCUGUUGAGGACAAGUUGUUCAUUUGUUACAAUUGUAUAGUCUGAAAUGCGUUCUGCAGUAAUGCAAUAAGCUAGCUACUUCUUACAAAGGGCCCAAUGAAAAAUAAUCUGUUCUGGAGAUGUUAUCUGGAAACACUUAAAGAGUUGAACUAAAAAAAAAAAAAGCCAAGGGGAGUAGAGGCCUCUAGAAGAUUCAAAUUUAAAAUGCAGAAUACUUGAAUAUUUAAUUCUGUUUGUGGGGUGGAGGGAGGGAGGGAGAGAGAGAGAGAGAGAGAGAGAGAGAGAGAGAGAGAGAGAGAGAGAGAGAGAGAGAGAGAGAGAGAUUUUUUCUAUUGGAAAUAACUCCACCCCAACAGAUCUAAGAGAAGUAUGUGGUUUUUUUGCUUUGCUUUGUUUUGUUUUGUUUUUUAAAUGAGGGCUGGAAAUAGUAAGGAAGAGAUUCAAUCAAAUAGUCCAGAAAAAAAAUUGUUCUUUGCUUUAAAUCUAGAUACGUCUAAAUCGCUACUUUUAGGGAUUCUGUUUUUUAAUGAGUUGGUUACAGGUGAAUACCAUUCUUUUCAGUUCCACUACCCCAGAACGUAAUGUGAUAGGAACACAUGUAAAUAUGUAAUACACAAAUAGUUUUCUUGAUAUGUCAACAGUAAAACAUUAAAUAUAUUAAAAUUCGCAAUUUUAUUUUAAAGUAGUAAUGAAACCCCAAAUUCUAGAGCUAGGUAAUGAGGGAUUCUCAUUUGCAGAUUUGUGACCCAAACAAACUUAAAGGAUUGCUUCUGCUUUUUUUAUAGGAUUGGAAUACUGGGUUAUUUAGCACUUUGCAAUGGGUUUUAUUGUUGAGAACUCUAGAUACAUAUAGGAAAUGUGUUUGGGCUGUACAAAGUUUAAACAAUGAAGCUGAAGUCUUGUACUUAAGUAAAGGGAUCUUAAUAUUACAAGAAAGGUUUUCUUAUCACUGACGGGCCUUUUGAUUUUGUUUUCAUAAAUAUUUCCUUAUUUGGGACAAAGAUGACAUUGCUGGAGUUUUGUUUUUGUUUUGUGUUCUUUUUCAAAUGCAUUUAGUGAAUGAGAUUUCAAUGCCAAACACUGUGCUUUGAGAUCAGUAGUAAACUGCUACCUAAGAAAUUCAGGUGUUAUUGAGUUCUUUAUACUGAUGGGAAUUGAGGGCUGGGUGAGUGUUGAUCCAUACACAUAUCCAAGGCACCUUUAUGGUGGUUUCAUUGGAAGCAAUUUAUGAUUUUCAAGUAGAAACUGGGGGAAAUAUACACACAUAUAUAUGUGCAUAUAUCUGUAUCUAUGUACAUAUAAACAAUAGAAAUAGAAAGAUAAUUUGACAGGAGGCUCCUGAAGGCCUAAAUAUGCAAAUUUCAUUUACCUCAGUCUGCCCCCCUAUUUCUUCUUAGAGCUAUUGUUCCCUAGAAAUCUUUUCACACAUAGGCUAGACAGUCUGGUGUGGAAUUUAAGACACUUUUACUUCAAAGAAUUCACAAAAUAAUGUUGAUCUUUGUUUUCAUCAACCUUUAUUGGGUAAAAUCUCAAAGAAAAAUUUUGGAAAUUUAUAUUUAGCUAUUUCAAAUUAAUG
Molecule: messenger RNA, 5444 nt
Organism: Dromiciops gliroides (monito del monte)
Lineage: Eukaryota; Metazoa; Chordata; Mammalia; Microbiotheria; Microbiotheriidae
Gene: FOXG1
Product: forkhead box G1
Exons: 1
Coding region: 367-1878 (503 amino acids)
Biological process (GO): regulation of transcription by RNA polymerase II
Cellular component (GO): nucleus
Molecular function (GO): sequence-specific double-stranded DNA binding; DNA-binding transcription factor activity
Source: RefSeq, a predicted model, not a curated record